GAUCCCUUAUACUAACUUUUCCUUUUAGAAAAAAUUUUCAUGUGAGGGAAUGGAGGGAGCUUCAUCCUCAUCUUCAUUUGUGAAUUUUCCUUCCACUGCUGAAGAUCAUCACUUGGUCGACGAUUUCUACUUUUCAGCACUUUACGAUGAUGAAGAAAUAUUUCCAAUUUCUGAUGAGAAAUAUGCUGAAGAGCUGCAACUACAAGAAGCACUCUAUUCCUCCACGAUGUCAAGUGGUAUGGUUGAAAAGAAAGCUGUUCAAGUGGAUGUAAAUGAUGUCGGUGACUUAUCUUUGAGAAACCUCAAGAGGAAACUUAAAGAGAUCGGUGAAGCUUCCCUUGCACACUGUGGUAUUUGCAUGGAUGCCAAGCCUGGGAAAGAAAUGUUCAGGAACCGAAACUGUUCUCACCUUUAUUGUGAUUAUUGCAUUGGAGGACAUGUUGCUGCGAAAAUUCAGGAAAAUAUAUCAAUGGUGAAAUGUCCUGAGCCAAAAUGUAAAGCGGUUAUAGAGCCAGACAACUGUUGUUCAAUUAUCCCUAAAGAAGUGUUUGAUAGAUGGGAAAAUUCUCUUUGUGAGAAUGUGGUGCUUGGAUCACAAAAGUUUUACUGUCCCUUUAAGGAUUGUUCAGCUAUGAUGAUAUGUGAAGCAGGGGAAGUUGUGACUUCAUCGGAGUGUCCACAUUGCAAUAGACUGUUUUGUGCACAGUGCAAGUUUUCGUGGCAUGCAGGAAUAAACUGUGUGGAGUUUCAGAUGUCGAAAAGAGAGAAAGGAGAGAACGGAGACUCAUUGGUGAUUGAACUUGCAAAGACUAAACGUUGGAGAAGAUGUCCAAAAUGCAAAAUUUACGUAGAAAGAAUUGAUGGAUGUACACGUAUUUCAUGCAGAUGUGGCCAUGAAUUUUGCUAUGCUUGUGGAUUGUCUUGGACUUCUAAACAUUAUUCGUGUGUAGUUCGUUAGGUUGAAAGAAUCCCCCCAGAUUGGAAUCUAUUGUUCAAUGUGGCCAUGAAUUUUGCUAUGUUUGUGGAUUGUCUUGGAGUGGUACACAUUAUUCAUGAGUAAGUUUUGGUGGAGACCAAGUUGAAAGAAUACCCCCAAACAUUGGAAUUUAUGGUUCACCGAGUACAUUUGAGAUUUUGGAUGGCCAUG
Molecule: messenger RNA, 1147 nt
Organism: Vigna umbellata (rice bean)
Lineage: Eukaryota; Viridiplantae; Streptophyta; Magnoliopsida; Fabales; Fabaceae
Source: RefSeq, a predicted model, not a curated record